GCGCGCCUUUUCUCCUCCCGGCGUUUCGCAAUCUGCUUCUCCGCAACUUCUCCGACUAUGGCCCUUCUUGCUCCAGGCCGCCCUCUUGCCUGAUAAAGCGAGCGGCGCCUCUCGUCACCGAAGGGGGUGGAAAGGGAAGGGGCCGCCGGGGUGGCGGCGCGAGCGAGCCUUUCCUGCCUUUCCUCCCGUUGAGGGAGGGGCUUUAGGGCCGCCCCGCCGCCGCCCGACCCGCACCCGCGACCAUGCGGCUUCUGCUCCUGCUGGCGAAGGGGAAGGCCCGCCUCGCCCGCCAUGCUCUCUCCGUCUCCAUGGCCUCCUUGCUGUCCAUCUCCACCCGCGGCCGCAGCACCGUCACGGGGAAGCAGGCUGAAAACAGAACCAGGUGGAAUAACCAUGGCAAAGCCUCUGGGAAUAUUCUUUUCCAAGGCCUCAUCCUAGGAUUGUUUGCCAGUGAGAAAGAAAAUGAAGCUUCUCAGUUUACCAGUGCAGGAGAUGCCUUUGACAAGGUUGUGUCUGGAAAGCUUAGUGAGUUGUUGACAAUUUCUGGACCUCCACUGAAGAAAGGAAAGACACGGAUCUUUCAUGGCUUGCAUCAGGACUUUUCAAGCAUAGUAGUUGUUGGCUUGGGUAAGAAGGGAGCAGGAGUGAAUGAUCUAGAAAACUGGAAUGAAGACAAGGAAAACAUACGGACAGCUGUUGCAAUUGGAUGCAGGCAGGUUCAGGACCUUGAGGUCACUAGCGUAGAAGUUGAUCCUUGUGGAGAUGCUCAGGCUGCAGCUGAAGGAGCUGUCCUUGGACUCUUUGAAUAUGAUGAACUGAAGCAAAAAAAGAAGCCUGUGGUUGAAGUUCAGCUACAUGGAAGUGAUGGAACUGAAGCCUGGAAGAAAGGCCUUAUGUAUGCAAAGGGCCAGAACUUGGCCCGAUACCUAAUGGAGGCUCCAGCUAACUAUAUCACACCUACCAGAUUUGCUGCUGUUAUUGAAGAGAAACUCAAAAGUGUUGGUAGCAAUGUGACUGUACAUAUCAGGGAUAAAUCUUGGAUUGAAGCACAACAGAUGGGAUCUUUCUUGAGUGUUGCAAAAGGCUCAGACGAACUGCCAAUCUUCUUGGAGAUUCAUUAUAAGGGCAGCAGUGAUGCCAAUGAACCUCCAUUGGUAUUUGUUGGAAAAGGAAUUACUUUUGAUAGUGGUGGCAUUUCUAUUAAGCCAUCUGCCAAUAUGGAUGCCAUGAGGGCUGAUAUGGGAGGAGCAGCCACCAUCUGUUCGGCAAUUGUGACUGCUGCAGAAUUAAAGCUACCCCUUAAUAUAAUUGGCUUGACACCCCUUUGUGAAAACUUACCCAGUGGAAAGGCAAACAAGCCUGGAGAUGUGGUGAGGGCCAUGAAUGGCAAAACAAUUCAGGUUGAUAACACCAAUGCCGAAGGAAGAUUGGUGUUGGCUGAUGCUCUUUGCUAUGCUCAUAGUUUUAAUCCAAGGGCCAUCGUAGAUGCUGCCACAUUAACAGGUGCCAUGGAUGUAGCCCUAGGAUCUGCAGCCACAGGCGUUUUUACCAAUUCAGAUAAACUGUGGAACCAUCUGUACAAGGCAAGUAUUCUGACAGGGGACCGUGUUUGGAGGAUGCCUCUCUUUGAACAUUAUACAAAACAGGUUACAGACUGUCAACUUGCAGAUCUCAACAACAUUGGAAAAUACAGAUCUGGUGGUGCAUGCACAGCUGCUGCAUUCCUGAAAGAAUUUGUCACUGUCCCCCAUUGGGCUCAUUUAGAUAUUGCUGGUGUGAUGGCAAAUAAAGAUGAAGUUCCAUACCUUCGUAAAGGCAUGGCAGGACGGCCCACACGGACUCUGGUAGAGUUGGCUACUCGACUGAGCCAGGACAAGGAAAGCAUCUAGAAGUCUUUCAGUUCUGCAGUUCUGUAAUCUCUAGUCUUAAAAUUAGUAUUACAUUGAGUAUAAUUUAAAUUUGCUGAAGUGAUGUAAAAAUUAGAAAGUAAAAUUAGAAGAGAGAAAAUAUAUCCACAGCAUACUUUCUGAAUAUUUUAGAAACAACACCACAAUGGACAGUAAAAUGAUUUUGUACUUAUCUUGUCUGUUUAUAAACUACUGAUUAAAAGACAUCCCAAAAUUCUAUUUGUACAUUUGCUGUUGAAAGACUUAUCACUUUUAAGUAAUGAGAAACGUGCAUGAAGUGGAAGAUUUAAAAACUACCACAAGCAAUAAAUAUAAAUUUGGUUAUCAAA
This is a messenger RNA of Pogona vitticeps (central bearded dragon), 2236 nucleotides long. It is a transcript of the gene LAP3, whose product is annotated as leucine aminopeptidase 3. Gene Ontology annotation, cellular component: cytoplasm. Gene Ontology annotation, molecular function: metalloaminopeptidase activity; manganese ion binding. Gene Ontology annotation, biological process: proteolysis. The record is from RefSeq and is a predicted model, not a curated record. NCBI's taxonomy places the organism in Eukaryota, Metazoa, Chordata, Lepidosauria, Squamata, Agamidae.